CCAGAGGACGUAACAGCGCUGAUUGAGUUCCGACAUAGAGUGCUCCAUUCUCCUGCCCUUCUCGGCGGUCCAACGCUGGUCCAUUGCAGUGCGGGAAUCGGUAUAAUCUAUUAAAGGAAGGUAAUUCGAACAAGGCCAUUGAGAUUCCAGGAUGCAUCAUCAAUAUGAGACAGAACAGGCCAAACAUGGUCCAGACUGCGGAACAGUACAAGUUUCUACACCUUGCCCUGGUUCACACCCUGACCUUAAACAGUGAGCAGAUAUCACGACAACAGUUCCAGAACUACAUGAUCGAGACCAACAAGGACGAUCUUAUCACGCAGUUUAAGAAAAUAACGGACACUCCCCACGUUCACACUGACGAUUAAAUCGUUGCUAUAGAACGAAACAAGUCUGAGAAAGAAAGGAACAGAAGUGGAGCAGAUAUUCCAGGCGAUGAAAACCGCCCUCGACUUUAUCUGGGCAUAAGACAUGGAGCUUCAGACUAUGUCAACGCUGUCUUUGUUCAUGCGUUUCAGGCGAAUCGGAAAUACAUUCUCGCCCAGUCUCCGAUGCCAAAUACUGUACAGGACUUCCUUACUUUGGCAUACCAAGAAAAUUGCUCCUGCAUUGUCAGCUUUGAACAAAGUGACGGCACAAAGGAUAUGGGUGAAUAUAAUCCAGCGGACAAUCAAGUGCUCAAGAAAGGUCAACUCUCUGUUGCAUGUGGUAGGGAUAAGGUCGCGAACGAGUAUAGUAUCCAGAAAGGACUAACUAUUGAGUUCACGGGAAGCACACAGAAUGAAGGUGGCAAGAGUACAUUGCGACACUUUGAGUUUACAGACUGGAACCAGACUGGAAAUGUUCCAUGCAGCCCUGCUAAAUAUGUUGCAUUUCUGAAAGAUGUCGAAAUUGCAUCGUCCAAUGGGCCUGUUCUAGUCCACUGCAGGGAUGGGGGUAGUAAGAGCGGGAUGUUCUGUGUUAUGGCAUUCCUCGUGGAGAAGAUGGUAGUAGAGCACGAGGUCAGUGUGGUAAAUGCCGUCAGGAAGGUCAAGGCCAGGAGACCCAACGCCGUUCCCAAUCAGGCACAGUUCGACUUCUGCCAUGAUUGUGUUCUGGAGUUUGUCCGUUCGUUCAAAACAUACUCCAAUAUCGGCGGAAAUAUAUAAUGUGCAUUUGAAAUAACUACCUUAACUCCUAUGAUUUAAAAUAGUUUACAUAGGUAAUCAAUAAGAAGAUUAGCUAAUAUAUGUCGCUUUUAAUUUUAACAAUGUUUUCUUCAUUUUUUCCCAGUUUUAGAACAAUGAU
Messenger RNA from Mya arenaria, 1287 nucleotides. Its product is annotated as receptor-type tyrosine-protein phosphatase kappa-like. The record is from RefSeq and is a predicted model, not a curated record. The transcript has 10 exons. Bases 552 to 1148 code for a protein of 198 amino acids. NCBI's taxonomy places the organism in Eukaryota, Metazoa, Mollusca, Bivalvia, Myida, Myidae. Gene Ontology annotation, molecular function: protein tyrosine phosphatase activity. Gene Ontology annotation, biological process: protein dephosphorylation.